Hordeum vulgare subsp. vulgare (domesticated barley) is the source of this 7209-nucleotide messenger RNA. Its product is annotated as separase. The transcript has 27 exons. Gene Ontology annotation, cellular component: mitotic spindle; nucleus; cytoplasm. The coding region runs from base 29 to 6694 and encodes 2221 amino acids. NCBI's taxonomy places the organism in Eukaryota, Viridiplantae, Streptophyta, Magnoliopsida, Poales, Poaceae. The record is from RefSeq and is a predicted model, not a curated record. Gene Ontology annotation, biological process: meiotic chromosome separation; proteolysis. Gene Ontology annotation, molecular function: cysteine-type endopeptidase activity.
ACCUCCCCCACCCCACCCCCACACGGCGAUGGAGGCCGCCGCCGACGACCUCCUCGCGGCCCUCUCCUCCCCGAGCUCCCGCGCCGGCCUCCACUCCCGCUUCGCCGCCUAUCUCCAGCCCUUCUCCCCCCACCUGCCCACCGCGAACCCUAACCCCAAGCCGCCGCCGAAGAGGGCGACCAAGCAGGCCAAGCAGCCGCCGCCGCCCCCCGACGCGGCCGCCGUCCGCCCCCUCGCGAAGCGGUUCCUGCGGUUCCUCUGCCGCGCGCUCCAGCUCCUCCCGCCGCUCCUCCGCCCGAACCCUAGCGCCGCGGGCGACGCGGGGGGCCUCGACGAGCUGCUCCAGAUCUACGGCCUCACCCUCGACUGCCUGGCGGCCAUCUCGACCUGCCUCGCCGGGAAGCCCUACAGCGUGCUGCUCCAUCGCGGCCGCUUCGUGUGCUGCCUCGAGUCGCGCGGCCACUACGCCCGCGCCGAGGCGGAGGCCGCUGCCACCCUCGACGCCCUCCGCUGCGCGCUCUCGCCGGCGGCGGCCGCAAAGCCUUGCCGCGGCGCUGCGAGUGUUGCUCCCCUCCUCCCCGAGCCUGCCACUGUAGGAGAGGCUGGCGCGGACCCUGAAGUCACCGCCCUUGCGGUUGAGCUCACCGUAUGCCUUGCUAACUGUGCCAGCAAGGGCAAGGUGAAGGAAGCUGCCUGCUACGAACGUGUUCGUAACCUCGUUCAGCAGCUCCGGCCAUGGCUCCGGAUCCCGUCCGAGGAGGCCGUCAGCAAGUACCUCACUCUGCUUGUGAAUGCAAUGAGCCGCUGUGCCAUUUUCCUGGCCGCCGAGUCUUCAUCUUUCGACGCUGACCUUGUCCGCGAGUUCUGCGUUGCGACCUUAGGGGAGUGUGAGAGGGCACGGAUGAUUGAACGCUUGCCCGUCGUUGCAUGCAAGAUCUGUUCUUCUGUAGAUUUGAGUUGUGGUGAGAGCACAUGGCUUUUGCUUGCCGUGUUUGAGUCUGUUUUACAUGUCAAGGCCUACUUACCUAAAGCUUUAAACGAGUUCCUGGAAUUUGUAGCAUAUUUUUCUCGGAGUUUUCUUUCAAAUAGGGAUGUAAGUGCUGGUGCUUCAAAACUACUUUAUGGACAAGGUGUUUUUUCUUCUGAGAUACCCCUGCCCAUCGCCUCAGUUCUUCAUCUUUAUGCUACUGGAUUACAAUUCAGUAGACAGCAAAUGGAAAGCGAAGAUCAGCCCUCUAUGUCAGUGGAUUUUGCCAAGAAUGAAAAGGGUCUACAAACUAUGAACAAUGCACUUGACACACUAGCACGGAUUUUCUGUGUCACUGAUGGCAAAUCUAGUAAACAUGAUAAUUUGUGUAAAUAUUCAAGUGCACUAACUGAUGCUGGGCAUCCCAAUAAGAAACACAGUUAUAGUUAUUCUCAGUCAGACGAGCAUAUUAAUUUUAUGGCAUAUUUGGAUUGUAUGGAGUUUAUUUGCAAGAUACUAUUGCAGCCUGCAAAUGCAGUUUGGGAGAGCUUCUUUGAAGAAAAAACGGUCCCCACUUCGGGGAAAGUGACAUUUGUCUUAAUGGCACUGGAUCAGUUUAUUGAUUCCAGCCUUUUUGCUUAUAGUUGUACCAAAAUGUCCGAAGAAGAGAAUGAGAGAUUGGAUGAACAACGUGGAACCUUACUGAGAGCCCUAGUUUCAGCAAUCAAAAUUUCCUUUGUGACCAAAGAGGCCAUCCAGAAGAGCUUGUCUUCUAUCAAUCGUGCCAUUUCAAGUACAUGGAUAAAGCUUGAGGAGCUCAAAUAUUUGAUCUCUUCAAUUUAUAACAUCGGCGCGAAACUUUACAACAUUGGACAUUUUGAAGAGGCACCGAAAGCAUUAGAACUAUGCUGCCAAGCAACAUUGGCACACAUCAGACUUUCUUACUGUAGACUAUCAGCAAGAACGGAAGGUCACAUCAUAAUUGAGGAUCUACCGAAGGAUACACUGAAGGAUAUCAUUACGGAUGCAUUUGCUAGGAUAGCAAAGAUGGUCGACACUCUCUACAGAUGUGGCUCAAAAGUGAUACGAGAUAUUGUUGUGAAGAGCUUGUCUGAAUUGCUGGCCCAUGGUGACACAUCAGAUUAUCACAAAAGCUAUUUGGUUCUGAUCAAGUUGUGGGUGAAGAUAACACUUAAGGAUUUUGCGAAUGACCAAAAUGUGGAUAGUGCUCCACUUCUAUAUCAUUCUCUUAUGGGCUACCCAUCUCCCUUGCCAAAGAAGUUGAUAGGCUCAAUCUUAGAGCAGGAAUUAUUAGCAUAUGUAGCAAUGGAAUCUCGUGCCACCAUGCUCUGUGGAAGUGCGCAAAAUAGAAUAAUAGAUAUUCUCUUGAAUGAACUUUAUUGUUCAAAAGAGUAUUAUCUGGAGAGAUCAAAGGUUUUGGUUAGAAAGGCGCGUGCACUCCGUGCAUCUGGGGUGCAAAACAUAAGCAGCUGUCUCGAGUCCUUGUCUGAAGCCAUAUCUUUACUGCGAGGCAUCUUACUGGAUUCAUCUCGCGGCAAUGCGAUUGUGAUGCAUGAAUUAGCUAUUGCAUACUGCUUACAUGCACAUUGUGUGCAGGAAGCCAAUCAUGGCGGCAAGGUAAUCUUCGAUAAUGUUAGGAGUGCCGUUGGCUUGUGGUCAAAGAUGGGUACUUCUCAUCAUUCUUCUCCUGGUGUGAUCUUUCAACAGCUAUCAGAAACUCUUGUACCACUUCUUUGUUCUCUCGUUGAUUUGUUGGCGAUGAAGGGUCAGUUUGAGCUUCCGUUUGAGCUGUGCAAGCUUAUCAUAACGACGUGGAAGCAAGAAAAUUUACCUGUAGAGAAGUUAUUCUCCAUGUUAUUUAUCAACCGGCGCCUUAAUCAUGCAUGCUGUCAUCUCCCAAUGGACCAGAAAUUUGUUUCUUAUGUGGCAGAACAUCUUGGUGUUGAUUGCCGCAAUACAUUAUUUUGGAGAAACUGUUUCAAAGGAGAUUAUCCUUCUCUUUCUAUGUUUCUUCAGCAGUUGGGGCCUGUUGAUUUCUUUUCUCAAUCGUGUGAAUAUUCCCUUGGAAAUCAGUUUGGUUUCAAUGCUAGUGUUGAUGGGAUUGAUAAAAUUGCAUCAUCUCUGGUUUCUGAAGUUCCUUCAGAUAAUCAAUCAAUCUAUCUGGCUGGCUGUCUGUAUUAUGAUUUGUCAGAAAGACUUCUGUCAAGAGGACAACUUCUCCAGGCCAUUUCAUAUGGAAGAGAAGCCCUCCAAUUGCGCAAAAAGCUCCUAAAAAAGAAGUUCAAAUUUAAUUUGGGCAAGUUUGUAAGCAAGGAAAGCGAAUGUUCUGGUGAGCAAGGCUUUGUUUCACUUGAAGCAUGGGGACCAACAAUGGCUGAAAUUUGGCCAGAUUGCACCACGCCAAGCAGCAUGAGAGAUUCUUUCCUUACCCCAUGGAAUGUACUUAAAUGUUGUCUUGAAAGCAUAUUACAGGUUGCUCUGAUGGAUGAGUUGAUUGGUGAUGGUGCUGAAGCAGAAGUUCUAUUACGGACAGGAAAGGAGAUAUCAUGUUUCCAAGGAUUGCCAAUAUUUGCUGUUGUUUUUACAGCAGCAUUAGGUCAGCUAUACUGCAAGAGACAGCUGUGGGAUGCUGCAGAGGGUGAGCUUAAACAUGCCAGGGAUCUCCUUAAAGAAAAUGGUGAAUUCAUUUCCUGCAAGACAUGCUGGUUGACUAUGGAGAUUUCAGUUGAUAUGCAAGCUGGGGAUAUGUUUUGGAAUCUUUUUGAGAAAGAUUUGCAAAAACAGUCAACAUGCAAUUUGUCUAGUGCUUUAGGCAUGUACCGAUCUGCCAUGGAGAAACUGAAUGACACCAGUUUCGAAUUUUCUGCUGUGUCCUGUGGUAAACUUAAUACUAGUUGCAUCUUGAGCAGCAAAGAUUGUAUUUCAGAAACCAAGCGUGGGGCUUGUAAUCAUGGGAAAGAACCCUUAGCAGCCAAGGAUGGAGUAUUACCUCCAUGUACUCCUUGUUUGUUGUUCAGUCAAGCACCUAUUGACCAGUACAAUGAAUCUGUGGGAUUAAAAUCUGAAAAGGAAAAUUUGAAGAAUGCCGAAAGUGCCCCACCAUUGGAUGUUAACGUUAAGAAGACAUCCAGAACUUCAUCACGUUUAGCCAAAGAACAGAAUGCUGUAGCUCAUGCAAAGACUAGAACCACCAGAUCAAGUAAGCGAACUGCACAUACGAAUGCUUUGGUCUGUGGGAAGCUAAACUGCUCUCUUGAUGGUGUUGAAUACAACAGAGAUGACAUAUGCAAUAUGUUUGGGUGUUGGAACUGUCUUCUUGUUAAUUCACUCAAUUCCGAGUCCAUUGAGAAUAUAUUGCAGUUCAGAAAAGACUGCAUCCGCCGACGCCAUUUUGUGUCACUUUUGUUAAAAACAGCAAGAGCCUUGGGAGCUCAGGGUGGAAAGAAUGAAGUUCAUGAAGUUCAUAGUAUUUAUUGGCAGUGUAUAUCAUUACUGUAUUUCAGAUCUCUUCCUCAAGGUUGUUAUAGAACCUAUGAGCCUCAUUUAAUUGGACUAAUCAUGAAUGAAAAUACCGGUGAUUUUCUUUCUUUAGAGCGUGCAGAAAUACUAUAUAGUAUGAGUUUCUUUUUGCUGAAGGGCAUCCUUUCAGAACAGUCAAGGGAUGGUUGCUGCACCUUCUGUAACGUACAAAUGGCUGAUGUCGUUUCUUGGUUGCUGAAAGCAUUUGUGUUAUCUCAAGAGAGUCCUUCACUUUUUCAGGAGGUUUGCAGGCUACUCACAUGCAUAUUCUUGCUCUCAACGAUAGAUUCCACGGUUCAAUUACCUUCGUAUUCCAAAGGAUCUCUCUCUUUGAAUCAUUGGGCUGCGUACUUUCACCAAGCUUCUGUUGGAACUUAUCUCAGUUGCCAUUACCUUGCAAGCUUACAGGCAUUGCUCAGAAAAGCAGACUCGAAGUGUUUUGUUGGAGAUUUCGCAAACAAGAUAGAUGGGAUUCCAAAGUUACCAAGAUUUUCAUCGGCAGACAUGGAACAUCUCGAAAAGCAUGUAUCAGAAUUCUUCAAUCAACUUCCUGACGUACCAAUUGUGUGCAUUAGUAUGCUUGGAGGUGAUUUUGUGAAUGUUCUUGGGGAAGCACUUCUUCUCCCUUCCCUGUUUCCUGCUUGGAUGUUGCUCUCAAGGUUUGAUUCAACAAACAAGCCUACCACAAUGCUUCUACCAGUGGAUUCUAUUUCGAAAGAAGCACAUAAUGAAGACUCGUCUAUCAAAGAACUGGAUAAUCCAACUAGAGCAUCAGAUAUGAAAUGGAAGUGCCCUUGGAGCUUCACUAUUACAGAUUAUGUGGCUCCAACUUUCAGAAAACUAUGUGAGGAUAACUUUAGAUCCCUCUCUCAUGUAACCGGCAUUCCAAAUGGAGUAAGGUGGUGGUCAGAUAGAAUGAAGCUCAACGACAACCUUAAUGAGAUACUGGAAAACAUGGAAAAUUUGUGGCUAGGACCCUGGAAAUGCCUUCUGCUGGGGCAGCAAUUAGCGGACCAACACAGUGAGACAGUGUUGGGAAAUCUAAUCACUGGUCUAGAAUCAGAAUUCAAACUUGAAGCAAAUCCAGCGCUCAUCAAGGUCAUCCUUGGUGGGGUUGCAUCAGUGGAUGAGCUGAAAGAAUGUGUUUCUCAACUUGUAUCAUAUAAAGGUUACUUUGGCAGGGGAGGAUGUUGUGGGAGAGAUAGAUUUAGAGCCUUCUCUUGCCAGAUUGAUGCUGAAGCUCUGGUGUCCCUUGGGCGUUUAUGCAAUGGUGUAGUGAAUGAGCUGCCCGAGCCAGUUGAGAGAAAUCCAGUCAUUUUAGUUCUGGAUACUGAUGUGCAGAUGCUUCCUUGGGAGAACUUGCCUGCGUUAAGGAAUCAUGAAAUAUACCGCAUGCCGUCAGUGAGAAGCAUCUUUCUAGCAUUGACUAGAAGCACUAAUCAUCAGAAAGAUGCCAGUGUCAUAGACCCUCCUUUUCCUAUUAUUGACCCCUUCAAUGCAUUCUAUCUGUUGAAUCCUAGUGGUGAUCUGAUCAGAACACAAGAGGAAUUUGAUCAGUUGUUUAGAAACUAUGAGUGGAAGGGAAAUUCUGGGGACGCUCCAACAGCUGAGGAGCUUGUCUUGGCCCUGAGGAAUCAUGAUCUUUUUAUUUAUUUUGGACAUGGAAGUGGUAGUCAGUAUGUCUCCGGAAAGGAGAUUGAGAAGUUAGAUAACUGUGCAGCUGCUCUCCUCAUGGGUUGCAGUAGUGGGGCACUUGAUUGCAAAGGAGCGUAUGCUCCUCGAGGGGCCCCUUUGUCUUAUUUAUCUGCUGGUUCUCCUGCCGUCAUUGCAAAUCUGUGGGACGUCACAGAUGGAGAUAUAGAUCGAUUCAGUAAAGCACUGCUCAGUUCAUGGCUGCAAGAAAAUGUCACAGCUGCCAAGAAUUGCUCUAAAUGUUGCCCGCUGACACAAGAAUUUGAGUCCAUGACCAUCGCCGUGAAGGACAAUGGUAGGUCAAGACGAAAAGGCUCACGAGGUAGGAAGCAACAACAGACAGCAGAGAUGGACGGCAGUAGUAGUUGCUGUAACUGCAGGCACAGGCGAAUAGCUUCACAUAUAAGUGAAGCUAGGCGUGCUUGCAGGCUUCCUCUUAUGAUUGGUGCAGCUCCCGUUUGUUAUGGCGUGCCAACCAUCAUCAGGAAGAAGUAACCGCCUGUACUCUAACUCGAGAUCAUCGAUGACCGCGUGCUGUAGUUCUGGGCUUUGAGCCAUUGAUGCGAGCCGCAUGGCACCGAGGGAAGCGGCAUGAUAGGCAUGCCAUUGCAGAAGCUCAGAUGUGCUGGUGACAUGUCUAUUUGUAUUUGUACUUGGCAGCAGAUGCAGAACUAACAAGAUAUGCUGAUUGGACAUUUUUAACCGGAGGACCGCCCUGAGAUUUCAUCAAUUCUGACGAGAUUCAGUGCUGUGCUUCCACAGGGUAUAUACAAGUAAAAUUAUGCCCUGGGAAGUCAGUAGCAUGUAGAGCAAAUGAACCUUGAUCUGUUGUUAUACAUGUGCUUCAAGAUGUAAUUCUGAGCACAGAUGUAAAUCUUAUGUUCCGAGACAUCAGUAAAAUGUAGAGGAAAUGAACCUGCCCCAAGGCAACUGGUAACUGUUGUUUGUAUUAUUUGUACACUACAGAUCUGAUUCUUUCUGUCACAUCAUAGUAAGCUGGUUUCAUUGUA